AUGUCUGGCGCGGCUCCACAGCAGAGCGGUACGGCACCCCUGAAGGUGUUCUUCAUCCUUGGUGGACCCGGCUCUGGCAAAGGCACGAACUGUGCACGUCUCGUGGAGAACUUUGGCUACACCCACUUUAGCGCCGGUGAGCUCCUGCGCGAGGCGGCACGCUCUGGCACGAGUGAUGUGGCCAAGAAGAUCGGUGAGAUCAUCCACUCUGGCAACAUCGUGCCGAGCGAAAUCACGGUAGAGCUCCUUAGACAGGCCAUCGCCGACCACCCUAGUUCGGUUGGCUACGUCAUCGACGGCUUCCCGCGCAAGGAGGAUCAGGCGCGCAUGUUUGAGGAGUCCAUCGCCAAGGCCACAGGUAUCGUCUACUACGACUGCAGCGAGGCCACCAUGGAGGACCGCCUGCUCCUGCGCAGCGCCAACGCUGGUGAGAAGCGCGACGACGACGAUGUAGAGACAAUUCGGCAUCGCUUCCGCGUCAACGUGCAGGAGUGCAUGCCAGUCGUGGAAGCAUACAAGGCGAAUGGCCGCUGCCACGUCAUUGACGCGAACCGCGACCGCAACACCGUCUACGCCGAUACAGAGAAGGUAUUCCUCGCGAUGGGCGAGAAGCCUUUGAAGGCAUAA
This is a messenger RNA of Leishmania braziliensis MHOM/BR/75/M2904, 627 nucleotides long. Its product is annotated as putative adenylate kinase. The coding region runs from base 1 to 627 and encodes 208 amino acids. NCBI's taxonomy places the organism in Eukaryota, Euglenozoa, Kinetoplastea, Trypanosomatida, Trypanosomatidae. Gene Ontology annotation, biological process: CDP biosynthetic process; UDP biosynthetic process. The record is from RefSeq and is a predicted model, not a curated record. Gene Ontology annotation, cellular component: nucleus; cytoplasm. The transcript has a single exon. Gene Ontology annotation, molecular function: ATP binding; UMP kinase activity.